GGAAGUGACGCGGAGGCGGAGCCAUGGCGGACGCGGUGGCGGAGCUGCUGUUUCUGGACACCUUUAAACACACCAGCUCUGAGCAAAAUACACAUGUGGAUGUAGUCCGCUUUCCUUGUGUGGUUUACAUAAAUGAAGUUCGUGUCAUUCCUCCUGGAGUCAAAGCUCAUAAUAGCUUGCCUGACAGCAGGGCAUAUGGGGAGACCUCCCCACAUGCUUUUCAGUUGGAUUUGUUUUUCAACAAUGUCAGCAAACCAAGUGCACCCGUUUUCGACCGAUUAGGAAGUCUUGAUUAUGAUGAAAAUGCAUCUAUCAUUUUUAGACCGAACAGUAAGGUCAAUACAGAUGGAAUUGUCCUGAGAGGCUGGUACAACUGUCUGACCUUGGCAAUUUAUGGGACUGUAGACCGUGUGAUAAGUCAUGACCGAGACUCCCCUCCUCCACCUCCACCUCCACCUCCUCCACCACAGCAGCAGCAACAACCGCAACAGCAACAAGUUCAGCAGCAGCAACACCAGCUGCAGCAACAGCAACCAGCUCUUAAAAGGAGCAUAAAACAUGAUUGGGAUAAGGAGGAUCAGUACAAUGAAAAUCCCCCAAGACCACAGCCAAGGGGACCUCGAACACCUCCAGGGCCCCCUCCACCCGAUGAUGAUGAAGAGGAAGCAUUGCCUCAGACUGUAGGUGUGGAUAAAGCGGAUGAAACUGAACACAGGGAGGAUUAUUUUGAACCCAUUUCUCCAGAUCGUUCUUCUAAUCACCAGGAGGUACAGUUUUCUGAUGGUGAAGAAGAGGAAGAGCCUCCAGAUGAUGAAGAUGAAGAGGAGGAGGAGGAUGCAGUAGAAGGGGAAGAUGAAGAUGAGCGCACUGUGGAAAGCAUUGAAGAGGAGGAUGAUGUAGAGGAGGAAGCAGAAGUUGAUGAAGAUGAUGGGUAUGAACAAAUAUCCAGCGAUGAAGAUGGAAUUGCGGAUCUAGAACGUGAAAAUUAUAAAUUGAGCUUUGACCUUGAGUAUACAGUUGAAGAUCUGGCAUCUGUGCCUCCCUUGGCGUAUGACCCUUAUGACCGAGAGAUAGGACCUCUUUUAUACUUUAAUCCUCCCUAUAGGACUAAAUAUGAGAAUGAAGUAGCUAGAUUAAAGGAACUUGACAUAGAGAAAGCAGGUAUAGGGAAUAUAGAUGCUGCAAUUAAGUUGAAGGAACUUCUUGAACUCUACAAAGAUGAUAGGGGUGCCAAAUGGGUAAUGGCUUUGGAAGAGAUACCAAGUUUACUAGUUAAAGGUUUGAGUUAUGUUCAGCUAUUUGAAAGUGAUCAGGACCAUCUAAAACAACUUGUAGAGUGGACUAUGGAUGCUUUAAGCCUUCACACAGCUGUAACACAGCCUAUAGCAUUGAAUGUAAGGCAGCUUAAGGCUGGGACGAAACUUGUUUCAUCUUUAGCUGAAUGCGGGUCCGAAGGAGUUUCAGCCCUUUCAGAGGCAGGUAUUAUUGAUAGACUGUUUGUUCUGUUGUUUGCAGAACAUAUGUCAUCUUCAUUGAAACUAAACACACUCAAAGCUUUGGACAGUGUUGUUAGUAUCACAGAAGGAAUGGAAGAAUUCUUAAAUACCAAAGUAGAGGAACAAGGAAAGAGUGGGUAUCAAAGAUUAAUGGAGCUAAUACUGACUGACCAAACUGUGAGAGUUGUGACUGCUGGCAGUGCUAUAGUUCAAAAAUGCCAUUUCUAUGAAAUCUUAUCAGAUCUGGAGAAGAUGGCAGCCCACCUAGCAGAAAGUACUCCUGUCCCAUCAAAUAUAAAUGAGGCAGAUCAUGAUGUUAAUAUUGGACGAGAAAAAGGAAGUAAGGAUAACGAUGAAGGGGAUCUUGAGACUCCCACAGAUUUGGACCAUUUGUUGGAAGCUUCCAAUAUUAGUGAAGUCGAAGUGGAGAAACUUGUAAGCAUUCUUGAUGAACUUCUGCAUUUGUUGGAGGCUGCACCUUAUUCAAUGAUACAACCACCUGUUAAGUCAUUUCCAACAGCAGCUCGUAUCACAGGUCCUCCAGAAAGGGAUGAUCCUGCACCUGCUUUGUUAAGGUAUCUUAACAGCUGUCAUUUUCUGGAAUCACUCACCCUGCUUCUGUCUAUUCCUGCAACCAACGCUCACCCUGGCUUACUGCAAUCCAUUAAGGACUUGAUUAAGUUCCUAAUUCAGAUACAAAAUGGUCUUUUAUUCCUUAGUGCAGAGUAUGAAGUGACAAAUCUGCUCAUCAGGGCUUUGUCUCAGACUUAUGAUCAAGAUCAAGAAGAUAGCGGCAAUGAUGAUGCAUUGGCUAUAUGGCUCUUGUACUCAUUACAGGCAUUACAGUAUGUUUCUGAACUGUUUGACUACUUGAAUCGAGGUUUGGCGGCUGAGGAAACUGACCGUGCGGACAUAUUAGGAACUCUUCAUAGCCUUUACCUGAUUACUUUCAAUCCAAUUGGAAGAAGCGCUGUGUCCCACGUUCUGCACCUGGACAAAAAUCUUUCUAGUCUCAUUACUCUAAUGGAAUACUAUUCCAAAGAACUCCUGGGGGACACAAAGUCCAGAAAAUCUGUUGCAUGCAAUUAUGCAUGCAUGCUUAUUUUGCUAACAGUGCAGUCUAUCCAUGAUGGACAAAUGUUGGAACAGCAUUCUGCUGGACUUCUGAGACUUUGCAAAGCUGAUGACACCAACCCCAAACUACAGGAAUUAAGUAAAUGGCUGGAGCCACUGAAAAAUCUGAAGUUUGAAAUUAAUUGUAUUCCUACUCUUCUUGAAUAUAUCAAGCAGAACCUGGAUAAUUUAACCAUUCAGAUGACUCAGGAAGGUGCUGGAUUAACCACCGCGCUGCGUGUCCUUUGCCAUAUUGCCUGCCCACCUCCCCCUCUUGAAGGUCAGCAAAAAGAUCUGAAGUGGAACCUUGCAGUUAUUCAAUUGUUUUCAGCAGAAGGAAUGGAUAUAUUUAUUCGCAUUCUGCAAAAACUAAACAGUGUCCUAAUAUUGCCCUGGAGGUUGCAUGCAAACAUGGGAACCACAUUGCAGAGGAUUAUGAUCCUUUCUAUCACAAGAUGCACCCUUUCUCUUUUAAAGGCAAUGCUGACUGAACUUCUGAGGGGAGGGUCAUUUGAAUUUAAAGAUGUACGUAUUCCUGCUGUAUUGGUUACCCUCCACAUGGUCCUUUGCUCCAUACCUUUAUCUGGGCGACUGGACGAUGAAGAACAAAAGAUUCAAAAUGACAUAGUUGAUAUUCUACUUACUUUUACUCAAGGUGUUAAUGAACAGGUCGCUUAUUCUGAAGAGUCUCUAGCAAACAACACGUGGUCAUUAAUGUUAAAGGAAGUCCUUUCCUUUGUACUGAAAACGCCAGAAGGAUUUUUCUCUGGAAUGUUGCUACUUUCAGAACUUUUGCCUUUUCCAUUGCCCAUGCAAACAACACAGUCCAGUGACCUGAAUGGUGGAUGUACAAAAAGGAAUUUUAAGCCAAUUUCAGCAGAAGGUGUAGCUAUUGCACUGAAUACCCGAAAACUCUGGAGCAUUCACCUUCAAAUACAGGCAAAGUUUUUGCAAGAAAUAGUACGUUCCAGCUUUGGAUCCACCUGUCAGCCUUUACAACAGAUUCUCAGACGUGUGUGUAUGCAACUCUGUGAUCUGGCUUCUCCCACAGCUCUUCUUAUUUUGAGGACUGUAUUAGAUCUGAUUAUUGAAGAAUUAAGCAGUCCUUUAGAAGGGAAAGACAAGACCCUCACUGCCCAAACUGCACGGCUGCUUGCAUUACUGGAUUCUUUAGCUUCCCACGGAGCUUGUAAGGCUGCUCUCCUGCAUCUUUUAAGUGGAACAAGCAAGGGUGAUGAGAGAUUUGCAGAAGUAUUUCGGGGGAUGCUGGAAUUGUUACGGACAGUGGUAGACAAUGUACAUCAUCAGCAUUGUGCUGAGUAUGUUGCUUCUUUUAUGCAGUCCCUCUGUGACCAGGACAUUUCGUUGAUCUUGAAUAAUUCAGCUGAGGGAUCUAGUUCUGACCUGGAGCAGCUGUCCAAUUCCCUGCCAAGUGGAGAGUUUUUGUCAUCAAUUUGUGAUACUUUCUUGCAAGCACUGGCUAAUAAUGAGACCACAUAUACCACAGUUCUUACCUGCCUCAGGACUAUGAUAUUUUUAACAGAACAUGAAUAUGGCUUUUUCUAUUUGAAGAGUGCUUUGAGGCAAUUUAAUAACGCCCUCUAUUCUCUGCUAAACCGUGUGGUUCAUAACUUCAACAAAGAAAUGGCUGAGUUGGCUUCCUCAUUGCUGGAUUUUCUGCGGCAGAUCAUAAAUACAGACGGUUUGGCCAGCUGUGGAGAGGAAGGUGGUCCUAUGGAGGUGGAUGGGCUCCAGACUCCCCGAUCUUCAGCACUCAGUGCUGCAGAAGUGAAACAGCUGUUAAAGUGGAAGGAAUCUACUGAUGAUCACUUGCUGUUUGAACUUGAUAAAGUUCUAACGGAGCUGUGUAAAGAGGAUGAUAGUUUUGACUCUUUACUAGAAAAUGUUGUUGGAUUGCGACAGAUAUUGGAAACUACUUCAGAUGUUAUGCCACCCACUGAGCAGGAUGUUGAACCUGUCCUUCCAGCUGCAGAACCUCUUCCUGUCCAGUUUAACAACAGGACCGUAUAUGUGUUAGCGGAUGUUAUGGAUGACCAGUUAAAGAGCCUGUGGCUUUCCCCAUUCCAAACUGAGGAGCUUGACACAGAUUUGGAUAUGGUCAAGGUUGACUUGAUUGACCUAGCUGAGAAGUGCUGCUGUGAUAUGGACUUGAAGGCAGAACUGGAAAGAUCAUUCCUUUCAGAACCUUCUUCUCCUGGUAGAACCAAGGUAUCAAAAGGUUUUAAACUGGGAAAACAUAAACAUGAGACCUUCAUCACUUCCAGUGGAAAAUCUGAAUAUAUAGAGCCUGCUAAACGAGCUCAUGUGGUGCCACCUCCACGGGGACGAGGCAGAGGGGGAUUUGGCUCGAAUUGCAGACCUCAUGAUAUAUUCAGGCAACGGAAGCAAAAUACAAGCAGACCACCCUCGAUGCAUGUGGACGAUUUUGUCGCAGCAGAGUGCAAAGAUGUUCCUUCCUCUGGUCCACCACCACCAAAAAGGACAAAUAAAGGACCUCAGAAAGCUCCUCGUGGUGGAUUUUCUGGGAAUAGGGGACGAGGUGUCUUUCACAGUCAAAACCGCUUCUUUACACCUCCUGCACCCAAAGAAGACCUACCUUUUAUUCCAGGUCAUGCAGUAGGACUUCUGCAUCCCAGCACUAGAAACCAAUUUCAUUUGUGCGGUGGUAUUUCAAGCCCUUUUUAUGCAGCAAACAGUCUGGAUGAAUGGGGAAACUACAGCCGGCGUGAAGGAGGACGAGGCUCGAGCUGGAGUGCCCAGAAUAGCCCUCGUGCUACGUACAAUGAAAACCGAGGUGGUCAGAGCAACUUUAACAAAGCUCCCCCGAGCAGGCAGCCAUCUGCAGGCUAUCGGCAGAGUCCCCGCGAUCGUACAUCAAGGGGUCGGGGUGCAGGGCCGUCAUGGGGAGGUGGCGGCUCAAGAGGAAAGUUUAGCGGAGGAAGUAGUGGAAGGGGAAGACACGUGCGAUCAUUUACUCGUUAAAUGGGGUUUUUUUUGCACAUUCUCUUUAUCAGUGAACAAUUAAAUGUUUUCCCCUCAAGACGAUGAAGUCGUGAGAGAGAUUCUGUAGUGGAGUAUGUGGCACUGACGGACCAAUAUUUGGCACCAGUAAUUUCUGGCAGUGAGAUUUAGUUUAAAGAAGUGGAUAUUUUUGUUGAAGAAAUUUGGAAGAUGUUGUUCUUUUAUAACAGUAUUGAAAUUUUAAUAAAAUUGAUCAAAAAGGUGUGUUUCAUAA
Pristis pectinata (smalltooth sawfish) is the source of this 5865-nucleotide messenger RNA. It is a transcript of the gene virma, whose product is annotated as vir like m6A methyltransferase associated. Gene Ontology annotation, cellular component: RNA N6-methyladenosine methyltransferase complex. Gene Ontology annotation, molecular function: RNA binding. Bases 24 to 5612 code for a protein of 1862 amino acids. The record is from RefSeq and is a predicted model, not a curated record. The transcript is spliced from 27 exons. NCBI's taxonomy places the organism in Eukaryota, Metazoa, Chordata, Chondrichthyes, Rhinopristiformes, Pristidae.